Nezara viridula (southern green stink bug) is the source of this 246-nucleotide messenger RNA. The record is from the annotation of a GenBank genome assembly. Lineage: Eukaryota; Metazoa; Arthropoda; Insecta; Hemiptera; Pentatomidae.
AUGCCCACCCCUCAGGCCUUUGCAUAUAUUGCAUUCCUCAGCCGGAGGAGAAUGCUAGAUAUGUGGCAGUCAGUGGCGAUUAUGGUGAUCUUGGGCCACUGGUUCAUCUCCGCCACCAUUUACCUAAGUAAUGGUCUCAUUCCUCCAGCUCUUCGCCGAAGAGGCGUCCAUCUUAACUUCAGCUCUAACCGUCCUCCACGGCCGUUUAUAUUGCUAGGCUAUGCCGUUCUAGAGGGAAUGCCCUAA